UCCGGAUACCAUCAGAUAGAAGUCCAUUCUGUAUGAAUGACCUGUUAGAUAAAUUUGUAGUAGUCUACUUAGAUGAUAUCCUAGUCCUUAGUAAGACCCUCCAGGAGCACCAGGGUCAUCUGAGGCAGGUCUUGGAGAAGCUUAGAGAGGCUAACUUCAAGAUCAACGCGAAGAAGUGCGAGUGGGCCAAGACGCAAGUCUUAUACUUGGGCCACGUGUUGGACGGAGAUGGCAUUAAGCCAGAGGACAGCAAGAUCGCGGCGAUCAGAGAUUGGCCGACGCCCCGCACAUUGACAGAGUUGCGGUCGUUCCUAGGCUUAGCUAACAACUGUAGGAAGUUCGUGAGGAACUUCUCCACUAUCGCCGCUCCCUUGCGCCAAUUGCUAAAGAAAGAGGCAAUCUGGCAAUGGGACAAAGACUGUACGUCUGCGCUCAAGAAGCUAAAGCACGCAUUAAUAGAGUAUCCUGUCCUCAAAGUUGCAGAUCCGUCUUUGCCAUUUGUCGUCACCACGGACGCGAGUGAGUAUGGGAUAGGCGCCGUGUUGCAGCAAGACGACGACAAUGGCUAUAGACCCGUAGAGUUCAUGUCAGCGAGGAUGCCCUGUGAAAAGGUUGCUGCCUCCACGUAUGAGAGGGAACUCUACGCUCUCAGGCAAGCUUUAGAUCAUUGGAAGCACUACCUGCUUGGGAGGCACUUCAAAGUGUAUUCGGACCACGAAACGCUUAGAUGGUUAAAGACUCAGGCCAAGAUGACACCUAAGUUGACUAGGUGGGCCGCAUAGAUAGACCAAUUCGACUUUGAGUUCAAGCCAGUGAAGGACAAGUACAACGUAGUUGCGGAUGCUCUGAGUAGGAGAUCAGACUACUUUGGAGUUGUAGUACACUAUCUAGAUAUAGGGAGAGACCUGCAGGAGAAAGUGAGGCAAGCAUAUGCGCAGGACCCUAUCUAAAAAGAGUUAGAGAGGCCCUAGAGACUGAACCAGAUUACCGCACUACAGACGGGUUGUUGUUUGAGAAGACUAAUGUGUUUGACCGCCUGUGCGUUCCCAACAGCGAAGAGAUCCGCAGUUUGAUAUUAGGGGAAUGCCACGAUACUGAAGGGCAUUUCGGUUGGCAAAAGACAUUAGCCAACCUGAUGCGUGCRUAUACCUGGCCAGGAAUGAAGAAUGACUGCAUAG
Messenger RNA from Chara braunii, 1178 nucleotides. The record is from the annotation of a GenBank genome assembly. Lineage: Eukaryota; Viridiplantae; Streptophyta; Charophyceae; Charales; Characeae.